AUGCCGAUGUAUCAGCAAUCUGAAGUUGAUGAAAUGGAGCUGGAUGUCUUUGAUCAUCGCCGACGACGAUUCCAACUGUCCGCGAGAGUCCACCUCGCACAUUUUUCUUUUGAACACAGCUUUCGCAGGCAGAUGGAUAAUGGGGAGAAUACCAGGCGGCUCAAGCAGGGCAUGAAAAUUCAAGGUUGCCGACGAUUAAUGCAAAAUAAUCACGUUCCAGUGAUUGUGCCCCAGGCCGAUUGGAACACCCGUGUUCGCCCGCGUUCACGCGACGAUAUCAAUUUCUGGCUAGAUGUCGAUCCAGAUUAUCAGCUCCGCGCCCAGGACCAUGAAAGUCUCGUGCGAGCCGCCUUGAGCAAUCUCAGCAUUCAGGACCAAUGGUGGAUGGCCGAUGUGUAUGUAGUAGAUGAGGAUGACGACCAUGACAGCAACCCUGAUACGGUGAAGCGAUUUUUCCGGUCACUGAACGAGCGUUUCUCUAACGAUCGCCGACCGCCUGAUGGGUUGAUAUAUGAGCGGAUCCGUUACUAUGAAGGCUACCUAGACGGACCGAUGGAUGAGUGGGCUGCGAAGGAUUGGUGGGCCAUGCUAGAGACAGCGCCGGGCAGUAAAAAGGGAAAAUACCUUCGUGCCUUCUUGAAACAUCCCCAGUUUCCUCAGAGACUGGAUUCCCUACUGGUCAUUCCUGGUUUAUGGGGAGGAAUGCGAAUCGGUCUUUUACACAAGCUGCUCGCCAUGCAUUGCGAUGAGCCAAUCCUAUGUUAUUGGGAUUUGAUAUUGAAGACCUUUCUGAACAUCGUGGGGAACCGUCCAGAUCGCCUGGCUCUGAUAGAUGGAGCGACGGUGAAGUUGCUUCAAUCUCGCGCACCGAGAAUCUCUCCACGCGACCGCGAAUAUUUGGAAACGAAGAGGAAGAGCGCCGAGCUGUUUUCGAACGCGUCACCUUCACUGCGAGAGGAACUUUGGCAACAACUUCAACAAAUCGACUACCCAAUCCCCACUUUGGAGACAUUUUUCAAAGACCGUUCUUAUCUGGAGGUCGGCCAAAGUGUUAUGAAACAAUUGUAUUCCCCUGAUCCACAGCGGCCGCUCACCGUCGAUCAAAGAGUCUGUGAACUAUUCGACACAGACUUGCCGGUAACCUCUACCGUUAGUCAGCAGAUGCUGGGACACGAUUUGCUGGAAUUCUGGCGCUUCAGCUUCCAGUACGGAUUUGAGAUGACCGAUCACCAACGCCGCAAAGCCCUGAAUCAGGCUUCAGUAGAAUCUACUCCUAGUCUGGUGUUGGAACAGUCUGCCGUGCCAGACAAAAUGCGUAUCUGGGGCCACUUUUGUCAGAUUAUACAAUCAAGAGGCUUCCGACCUCCUAAUCGAUUUGUCGCCGCGCCUCGGGCCCAGCUUCCCGACCCAGAUGCCUGUGAUUUUCCUGACAUAGGUCUGGAAGAAGACGUUGAAGUCGAGAAGCGCUCAGGAAAGCCAUUCUCCAAUACAAUUGACGUAGAUCGUCAUGCUCUUUCUGCGGAAUCCCUGCGACGGAGUUGGACGGCUCCUCAAGUGACGGCCGGAUUUCUACGCAGAUCCGUUUUCAAGGCAUUUUUCUCUUAUCUCAUUCGAGACGGCCAAGAUUUCAGUCAAGCUUUAGCAGCAGACAUUACUUUAAUCAAUUCCGACGAGUAUACGCGAGAUUUUGAAUAUCAAAAUGCUGAUGUCAGCAUCAGAGACGCCGAGAUCAUGUCAAGGAUACAAUCAACCUCUGAGCCUGGUUCCUCCGUUGAGACCGUAAGGCCUCAAUUCAACACUACGGCCGAGGUCCAUCAAGGCGUGGUAGCUUCGUUAAACCAUGAUCCAUCGUACUUCUCAAUGCGCGUCACAAUAGGCAAUCAUGAGCCAAGGACUCUGUAUCUACCCAAUAGCGCUGAAUUCAUACGUUCGUUUCAGGAAGGGCUACUCCAGCAUUUUUUCAACGUCAAGGAACCAGAUGGGCGAUUCAUUCCUCAAGAAGAUUGCUACACGUAUUAUCUCCUCCAUCCAAAAGAAACACUUCAUGCACAAUACUAUAUGCUGGAGCCGACGAUUUCUCCCGAAUCGAAUGAUCGAAACAAUUGGACAGAUCCAAUUCGGCACCGGGAUGAAGAGAGGUUGAUGAAACGAGCGGAAGACUGGAUGAAGGAAGUUGUGCAUUAUUGCCAUCAAAAUGUAGGCUUUGGCAUCGGUGAGGAACACCAUUCUUCCUGA
This is a messenger RNA of Penicillium subrubescens, 2235 nucleotides long. RefSeq lists its product as uncharacterized. NCBI's taxonomy places the organism in Eukaryota, Fungi, Ascomycota, Eurotiomycetes, Eurotiales, Aspergillaceae. Bases 1 to 2235 code for a protein of 744 amino acids. The record is from RefSeq and is a predicted model, not a curated record. The transcript is spliced from 3 exons.